CCGCCAUGUUGGAAGAGAUCUAAGUUCUGAGUAGACUUUUGUUGAUUUCAUUUGGCGGUUGUUUCCUUCUUUCUUUGUUGCCCUUUGCAAAGGUGCAAACAUGAGUGCCGAAGAAGAAGUAACGCGGAUUGGAAAGAAAUUGGAAAAGAUGAUUGACAAAAAAGAAUGUGAUCAUGCAUCAGCUGUUGAUAUCCUCAAAGUAUUAAAAGAACAACGAAUGAGACUAGAAGUAUUACAGAAAACCAGAAUAGGAAUGAUAGUAAACAAUUUUCGAAAAGCUAGUACCAAUGAUGAAGUCAUAACCUUGUCAAAAAGUUUGAUCAAGAGUUGGAAAAAGUUGCUGCCAGCUGACCAGUCCACUGCCAAAAAUAGCAGCUCCAAACCUUCAACAGAUGGAUCUGGAGAUCAUGCAGAAAAAGCCAACUCUGAGAAAAGUAGCACAAGUGAACCUUCCACACCUACUGCUGCCCCUAAACAAACUUCUUUUCCGUUGAAAGCUGCAGACACAACUGAUUCUGUUAGAUUGAAAUGCAGAGAACUUCUCCUGAAUGCUCUCAAAGUGGAAGAUCCUCCAGAAGGUGCUGGUGAUCCAGAUGAAAUUGCUGUGGCAAUUGAGGAUUGUAUAUUUGCCGAGUUUGGUAACACAGAAAUGAAAUACAAAUCAAGAGUGCGAAGUAGGAUUGCUAAUCUCAAGGACAAAAAGAAUCCACAGUUAAGGGAAAAUGUUUUAUGUGGAUACAUACUGCCAGAAAAAAUGGCAAAAAUGACUGCAGAGGAAAUGGCCAGUGAAGACAUGAAAAAACUUAGAGCCAAGCUUACUAAAGAAGCCAUCAAUGACCAUCAGAUGGCAACCACAAGUGGAACAAAAACAGAUUUGCUAAAAUGUGGUCGGUGUCUAAAAAGGAACUGCACUUAUAACCAGGUACAAACUAGGAGUGCAGAUGAACCUAUGACAACUUUUGUAUUCUGCAAUGAAUGUGGUCACAGGUGGAAGUUCUGUUGAGUAAACAGAAGAAAUCUCUUAUGGUGCAAGCCGUAGAAUUAACUACCAACAUUACUCCAUGGAAAUCAUUGGCCAAAAAUGCAGAAACUCUGGAGCAGCAACUCUGUCUUUACAUCAGAUGAUAUUCAAGAAAAGAUCUUCAACUGUCAAGUGCAAAUGCUAUAGCCUUGUUUAUUAAACAGAUGGAAGUUUAAAACUUAUUUAGAAUUGCUUAUUGAGAGGAAACUACUUUAACCUAAUUGAAUAUUGUUGUUCAAAGAAGUUAUUCCACAAAUAAGAUACAUGUUACUAAGUAUAGUACAAAAAUAUAAUUAUCAUCAAUCAGAGUUUGCCAAUGAAAUUUCAAAAGUCCAAGUCUGAUGGUAAUCAAAGUGGAGUUCUGCUAAACUAAGGUACUGCACAAAUGUUUCAGUUUGAUGGGUCGGAAAAAAAAUAAUUUUAGAUGUAUGACUCAAACUUGGUAUGUCGCAACUUGUUUUAUUCCUGAUUAAGAAAAUGGUAUGUCAUGGAUAAAAUUGCUAUUGUACUUCAGUUUAAGGAAAUCUCAGAGUAAAACAUUUUGGUGCUUUGGGACAGUUUCACCUCUAAGAUACAGACCAAAAUCUCUUCUUUAGAUUUAACCUUAAAUGCAGAUCAGGAGUGCUUUUUGCAAAAAUGUGGCCAAUUUGUCAAGUAUUUUCAUAUUUAAAGAGUUAAAAAGGUGUAAGAGUUUUAAAAUUAGACAUACAUAUAAAAAAUGAUGAAUAUUCUCAGCACUGAUUUAAUCUUAAUUUUGGUUUAGGUAAGUCCAGUCAACAUGUGAAACUGGCCUUAAUGUUUUAUAGAUUAUAAAAGCGUCAGUGAAAGGAAAAGCAAGUUGCUGCAUCUCUGUGUGAAGCCCCUUUUUUUCACCAGUGUAGUUAUGUAAACACGUGAAAGAAGAUUAGUUGUAUAAAUACAUAUUUGUAUAGUUUUAUAAAUAAAUGAUUGAUCUAGAAGAUUUUUUUAAUUCGUUUCAUGACAAAUUAUAACCAUGGUGUGUUAAGAUUCAAGUGUAUCCUGAGCCCCCAUUUCUCCAAGUGACAUUCGCUUUCAGUAGAUCUGCACUGCAAAAGCUUUGGUAAAGGAUCAGUAAAGGGUUAUAAAGUAGUCUUACCCUUUAAGAUCUAAUUUGAGAAGAGAAAUGGUAUAAAUGAAGAUGAGUAAUAUUUUCCAUUCCAAUUUGUAAUUGCAAAGAUGAAUGGUACUGCACUUUUUUUUCUGUGAUUGUGCCCACGAGGCCCUUUACGUCUGAUGACAAAUUCUGAUUGUGACAUGGAAAUUCCAAGAAAAGUGUUCAAUAUGCUUUGAUAUCACCAAAUGAACAUAUGCUGCCAAUCAUGUUAAUUGAAUAAAAGAUAAUCAAACA
Messenger RNA from Lingula anatina, 2390 nucleotides. Its product is annotated as transcription elongation factor S-II. The record is from RefSeq and is a predicted model, not a curated record. Gene Ontology annotation, molecular function: zinc ion binding; nucleic acid binding. Lineage: Eukaryota; Metazoa; Brachiopoda; Lingulata; Lingulida; Lingulidae. Gene Ontology annotation, cellular component: nucleus. Gene Ontology annotation, biological process: DNA-templated transcription; transcription elongation by RNA polymerase II.